AGAUGAAGAGGAGCGCACGGUCCUCCUCCUCAGUUGCAGCCUCCAAUUCAAGUGUGCGCGGGGAAAACAUGAUAAGAAGGAUUUCUGAGGACUAACAUACUGGAGAAAAAACCUUACGACGUAAAAAAAGAAAAGGAUUUUAGAAUGGGCAAACUGGAAGUCUCCUGACAACUGCAAGUGGAGUGUGUGUUUUUCUUAUUUAUUGAAUUGAUUCCAUCAUAAUGUGUGAGGCAUGGAUGUGGUUUGGGGACCAGCUUCUUUUCGCCACGGAAACAAGGACUGGCAAGUUACCAGCAUGAAUUACUAAGAAAAUAAAUCCUUUCAAUGUUAAAUACAACUCUGGAGGAAUGGCAAUGGUGAAAAGGAAGGGACAGUUCUUCUCCCUGCUGUACUUUAUGGCAGAGUUUUGGCUCACUUCACAGCAAGUUCUGAGAAUUGGGGGCAUCUUUGAGACCCUUGAAAAUGAGCCCAUUAGUGUUGAGGAACUAGCCUUUAAAUUUGCUGUAACCAACAUAAACAGGAAUCGGACUUUAAUGCCAAACACCACGCUGACCUAUGACAUCCAGAGAAUAAACCUAUUCGACAGUUUUGAGGCCUCGAGAAGAGCCUGCGACCAGUUGGGACUGGGAGUUGGGGCUGUUUUUGGCCCCUCCCACAGCUCAUCGGUCAGUGCGGUCCAGUCCAUUUGCAACGCCCUGGAAGUCCCUCACAUCCAGACCCGCUGGAAACACCCAUCAGUGGACAACAAGGACAGCUUCUACAUUAACCUCCAUCCCGAAUAUGCCUCAAUAAGCAGAGCUGUGUUGGACAUUGUGCAGUUCUAUAAGUGGAAAGCAGUCACUGUGGUUUAUGAGGAUGCAACCGGGCUGAUUCGCUUGCAAGAGUUGAUCAAAGCUCCAUCGAGAUACAGCAUUAAAAUUAAGAUCCGUCAGCUUCCAUCGGGAAGCAAAGAUGCUCGUCCUCUGCUGAAAGAAAUGAAGAAAGGGAAGGAGUUCUAUGUCAUCUUUGACUGCUCCUACCAAACAUCAGCUGAUGUUCUCAAGCAGAUAUUGUCCAUGGGGAUGAUGACUGAAUACUAUCACUUCUUCUUCACCACACUGGACUUGUUUGCCCUUGACCUGGAGCCCUACCGCUACAGUGGGGUCAACAUGACUGGGUUCAGGCUUCUGAAUGUGGAUAAUCCCAAAGUGGCCUCAGUGUUAGAGAGGUGGGCCAUGGAGCGACUGCAGGCUCCCUCCAAAGUCGAGACUGGAAUGAUGGAGGGAAUGAUGACCACUGAGGCGGCUCUGAUGUAUGACGCUGUUUACAUGGUGGCGGCCGCCUCACAACGCACCUCCCAGAUCACCGUCAGCUCCCUGCAGUGCCACCGGCACAAACCCUGGCGCUUCGGCUCUCGUUUUAUGAACCUGCUGAAGGAUGCACAAUGGAACGGUUUGACGGGACAAAUAAUUACAAACAAGACGGAUGGCCUACGGAAAGAAUUUGACUUGGAUGUGAUCAGCCUGAAGGAGGAUGGCCUGGAAAAGACAAUGUCGGGCAGCCGCCUGAACAAAGUGUGGAAAAAGAUUGGUGUGUGGAAUUCCCAAACGGGCCUUAAUUUAUCAGAAACCAACAAGGACUCUUCCACGAAUAUCACAGACUCAAUGGCCAACAGGACCCUUAUUGUCACCACGAUUCUGGAAAAUCCUUACGUUAUGUACAAGAAAUCUGAUAAGCCGCUAUAUGGGAACGACCGCUUCGAAGGUUACUGCCUGGACCUGCUCAAAGAGCUCUCCAACAUUUUGGGUUUCUCCUAUGAGGUAAAGUUGGUGUCAGAUGGAAAGUAUGGAGCUCAGAAUGACAAGGGGGAGUGGAACGGCAUGGUGCGAGAACUCAUUGACCACGUGGCUGACCUCGCCGUGGCCCCUCUCACCAUCACAUAUGUGAGGGAAAAGGUGAUAGAUUUCUCCAAGCCCUUCAUGACGCUGGGCAUCAGCAUCCUGUACCACAAACCCAACGGCACCAAUCCAGGAGUGUUCUCCUUCCUCAAUCCGCUGUCUCCGGAUAUCUGGAUGUAUGUGCUGCUGGCCUGCCUCGGGGUCAGCUGCGUGCUGUUCGUCAUUGCCAGGUUCACUCCAUAUGAGUGGUACAACCCUCACCCCUGUAAUCCAGACUCAGAUGUGGUGGAAAAUAACUUCACUCUGAUAAACAGUGUUUGGUUUGGAGUUGGAGCACUUAUGCAGCAAGGGUCUGAACUGAUGCCUAAAGCCCUCUCGACUAGGAUAGUUGGUGGGAUAUGGUGGUUCUUCACACUGAUCAUAAUCUCCUCGUACACGGCCAACCUGGCUGCCUUUCUCACGGUGGAGAGAAUGGACUCACCCAUCGACUCUGCCGAUGACUUGGCCAAGCAAACCAAAAUAGAGUACGGCGCCGUGAGAGACGGCUCUACUAUGACCUUUUUUAAGAAAUCUAAAAUCUCCACCUAUGAGAAAAUGUGGGCAUUUAUGAGCAGCAGGAAAAAUACAGCUCUGGUGAAAAACAACCGGGAGGGCAUCCAGAGAGUCCUCACAACCGAUUACGCGCUUCUGAUGGAGUCCACCAGCAUCGAGUACAUCAGCCAGCGCAACUGCAACCUCACACAGAUCGGAGGCCUGAUCGACUCAAAGGGAUACGGUGUGGGAACCCCAAUUGGCUCCCCUUACAGGGACAAGGUCACCAUUGCCAUCUUGCAACUUCAGGAAGAAGGGAAGCUCCAUAUGAUGAAGGAGAAAUGGUGGAGGGGGAAUGGAUGUCCAGAAGAGGACAGCAAGGAGGCCAGUGCCCUGGGAGUGGAGAACAUCGGGGGGAUCUUUAUUGUGUUGGCAGCCGGACUAGUCCUCUCAGUUUUUGUUGCGAUUGGAGAGUUUAUUUACAAGUCCAGAAAAAAUGUGGACAUGGAAGAGGUAAGUGUGGGCCAGUGCGAAUGGCACAACAAGUAUUAACACACAAGGCGACUCAAAGACGUUUGUGUACCUGUCCACACGUUUGUGUUGUCAUUGUCUACACACAGUUAUGGGUGGGCCAAUGAGAAUCUCCAGUAUGAAUGUGUGAAACUGCAUUGUUACAAUCAAAACAUACAUUUUUUCAUGUUUUUGGUAGGGUUUAUGUAGAGCACAUAAGUAUGACGAAUACAUUAGAAUCCCUAAGUCUGAAUCCUGACUUUUUGGUACUCGACCAUCUGAGCCUUGCUGUUUUUUUUGUCGUUUUUUUUUUGCUAAAGCAAUGUAAAAUUGUUGUGAGAGACCAGAAUGUCACGAUUAUGCCAUGACAUAGUGGGACAAAUAUAUAAUGUCAGAUGUUAUUACUAUAUUCUUUUUUAAAACCGCAGUAUGUUUGACAGGUUGUCCAUGUUUCAUUGACAGUUGUUUUUAAAUUGUUUAUGGAUGAGUGUUCCCUGAAAGUAAUAUUCAUGAGGUGGCUUUAUGUCUUUGAUUUCUCUGUUUGUUUUUUGUAUGAUAGCCAGGUGUUAAACAUGCAUGUCAUGCCGUGAUUGUUGCAGGAUUACUGAGGUUAUGUGAGAACAUGGCACCUUUUCUCUGCUGACUGUUGGUCCCACAGACAUUUCAGAUGUUGUUAAUGCGCAGAACUUUUGGGUUGCAUUAAAAAUAUCUAAGGUUAAGGAAAAUGUGUAUGUUAUUCAAACUUAGCAUUAUUUUCACAUUUAAUUUUGACAUAUUUUCAAUAUUUUUGAGAGAAUUAUUUCCUAAGAAACAAUACUUCUUUUGAAAACGGAGAGAUUAUGUCAUCAAUUACUUAAUCUUUUCAUGUUAUUGUUGUUUGCUUACACUAUAUACAACCUACUUUAUUUCACUUACUAACUUAAACCUUAUUUUUAUCUUCAGAGUUCUAUUUAAGACAUGCAGACAUGUUGCUUGCAAAGCUACCAGCUUCAGACUAACAAAAUAUUCCACGUUUGCAAAAUGUGUUCUUUCUGAAUCAAAGUUCUCUUUCCUUGCUCUGAGCUCUAAUCAAACCUGUAUUCACUGCUUGCGUGCUUAAACCUUUACACAACAUCCUCACCCAGCUCUGAUGUCGAACCUCAGCAGCCCUUUUUUUCAGUCUAACAGGUCAAACUGAGCCUUGCUAGUUUUGUUUAUGUUUGAUUUUAUUUGUGCCACGUUCAGGAUGAUGUCAGAGAAUUUUCAUGGCUAAGGACUGUUGAAUCAAUCAUUACCUCAAUGUAAAAGGCUUCUUUUUUUUUGCUAACACCUCACAAAGUACAACUACAAAAUACAUUUGCGAAUUAGGAUUUUUGACAGUAUCAGAGGCUUUGUUCCAAAAAAUGCCAGUUUGGGCUUGAAAGCGCAAGCAUCCGGCAUCAAAUCCCAAGAUUUUUGUUGUACCCAUUUAGCAAAGACUGGCCUGUGGGUAAAUAUGAAACCACCGUUUUGAUUGUCAGGUGUAUUUGUUGUAUGUGCACGGAUGAGAACAUUUUUCUAUUUAAAUAUGACGAGCUGUUUAUGUGAUUUAGAACUAAAAAAAUGUGUGAUCAUCCAAGGGGAAAGGGAAAGGACAAAUAUGUUUUAAUGUAGAUUUUCACCUAAUUUAAUAGGGUGUUUAUCUUUUUGAGACGCAGAAAUUGUAUGAUUCGUCAGUCAAAUGAACUCUUACAAAAACAAUGAAGAUAUUUUUUAAACCCUUAAAUGACUUUUGAUACAGGAUCAGAUUAUUGUCUUACUUGUCUUUUCUUUUUUUACUGUCACUGAAAAAGGGGAUCUGAUAUCUCUUAUGUCUACACUGCUUGAUAAUGUUGGAGAAAAUGGGGAGGGGAGGGAAAUUACAUUAUUUUAAGAAAAUAUAAAAGUUACUGAGUUGAAUUACUAUUUCACUGCUGUUCUGUACAGUUAUCAAUAAUAAUGAAUCCCAGCCCUUCUAAAAUGUUUGAAAUUGUUCACAAAGCAGCUUUGUCCACCACCGGCCUCACUGACUCAAAUAAAAAGCUGAAGUGCAUCUUCUAACUAAGUUCUUUGGUCCAAACACUCGUUGGAUUGGUUUUAAAUUGACCAGCCCUCCGUUAUAAAACAAGUGGGUC
Menidia menidia (Atlantic silverside) is the source of this 5050-nucleotide messenger RNA. The record is from the annotation of a GenBank genome assembly. NCBI's taxonomy places the organism in Eukaryota, Metazoa, Chordata, Actinopteri, Atheriniformes, Atherinopsidae.